AUGACGUUUGGUGAUUUUUUUUUCUUUUCUUCCCCGUCCCCCAGCUGUUGUCUUUUCUCUCUCCCUCUCCCUCUCCCUCUCCCUCUCCCUUUCUUUUUGUUUUGCUUAAAAAUUAUGUGUUCAAUUCCGAGCGUUUGGGCGCAUAUAUAUUUUUUUCCACCCUUCUUUUUUUCGUUUCUUAAUUUUUUUAAUUGUUAUUGUCGUUGUUUGUGUAAACAAUUUUCUUACCUUUUUUUAUUUCUAUUCCGCCUUGUGCCAUAUAACUGUGCGUGUGCAGACCUGACAAAUAACCGAGUUUGGUUUGCCUGA
Trypanosoma brucei brucei TREU927 is the source of this 309-nucleotide messenger RNA. RefSeq lists its product as hypothetical. NCBI's taxonomy places the organism in Eukaryota, Euglenozoa, Kinetoplastea, Trypanosomatida, Trypanosomatidae. The record is from RefSeq and is a predicted model, not a curated record. The coding region runs from base 1 to 309 and encodes 102 amino acids. The transcript has a single exon.